AUGAGACAGAAUUGCGAUCGCAAAGAUGAGAUGCCGAGGGCAUCGAGAAAUGCGAAAUAUCGUAGGAUCUACGCUUCUCGCGCGUAGGUAGGCGAUGCGAGAGCGAAGGAAGGGAAAAACAGGGAAAAAGAACACGUCGCGGAAAGCACGAUGGUAGUGGUGGAGGCGACGGUGACAACAGCCGAGGUGGGGGCGACAGUGAUGUGGUAACAGCUGUAGCUCCAAGCUUUUUCGGAGUAUUUCCCGAUCGCGAGCGAAGUCGCGCUGGUGUGUAUUUUUUUUCUUCGCCACGCACAGGCCGUGGCUGCCGUAAAUCGUCGUCGUCAUUGUCAUCGUCAUCGUGGCCCGCGACGUUGCGGAGUGUCGCGGCGCGAGAGUCCGCGAAUGUCGCGAGACGCGGCGAUUGCGGCGCAUUAAAAGCGCAGAGUGCGGAGGAUACGCUAAAUGCGGUCCGCGGAGAAUCCGUACGCGAGCGAACACCUCUGACGCUCCGACGCGCCAUGUCGCGCGUUCCCAGCUGAUCCCACGUUUGACACGACCGACACGACGCACGACGUAGCUCGCGCGGGCCUUUCGACGGGACCUCGCCGAAAUUGCGUAAUUACGAGGAGACGAUAUAGCGCGGCGUUGUCCUCCUACCUUCAUGCUGUGACUCGGUCGUGAUUUUUGCUACACAAAUCCGUGCUGCGCCGCGUGAGAAUGGCGGAGUUGGAUGACUUAUUUCACACGGAUCAAUAUGUGGGCCCGGAACGGCUUACCGAUCUCUGCUACAAGCUCAUCUGCGAGAAUCUCGACAUUAUCUCGGUAAAGGGGAAACGCGGCCACCGGAUACUCCGGAAGGGGAUAACCUUUCCGAGCGAGAUAUGCGACAAGAUUAUAGAGUACGCACAGCGCAGCGAGGCGACCGAGGACGAUGACUGCUUCUUUUCGAUUUUCAAAAAUCUAGCGGCGACCCGGCUCAAACACGUCAAGAUCUCCAAUUGCAGCCUGACUGACACCUCGGUCCAGACUCUCGUCAACCACAAGCUUUACGAUCUCGAGCUCAACGAUUGUAGCAAUGUAUCGGAACUCUGUAUCGAGCACAUUAAUGCCAAUUCUGAGAAUUUGCAUAGUUUAGCGUGUCAUGGAUCCUCGAUGAUCAUACCAUCCAAUUUAUCCACCUCCUCCUCGUCUAUCAAUUACUAUGAACGAGGAUAUGUUUUUAAAACUCCAAAUUUGAAACGUCUGGCUUUGGCAUACGUAGGAAUACCUUCGUCAGAAUAUUUACUGCUUUUAGCGGGAUUGAGGAACUUGACGCAUCUAGACUUGUCUAACUGUUGUAACAUUGACACUUUUGAAUUUUAUUAUCUAGUACCAAAUUUAGUAUCCUUAACUUUGUACAAUGUUAAAUUUAAUAUCGACCCGAAAUCUUUUGUUAAGAACAUCUGUCAAUUGAAAAAUUUAAGGCACUUGGAUAUUUCUCAGUGUAAUCAUAAAUACGGACAGUUUGAAAAUCCCAAUAAGAUUUUGUCUGACCUGGUGAAUGGUCUACCUCAGUUGGUUUCUCUAGACAUCGGUGGUACGAACCUUGCGGGAAGAGGAGUAGCCGAACGUCCCAUCGAUACAAAUAUCGAGUAUAGCAAUUUUGCGCAACUGUCCGAUAUACCAGGACUCGCAUGUAGGAUACAUAAGCCGUUACAAUUUUUAGGACUUUAUGGAGCUGCGCACUCUGCUUGUAGAAGACACGACAUACCAGCAAAAGUGGUGGCUGGUGAUGCAAAUGAGGAUCAAAUACUGAUCGCAGCUCAUGUUUGUAUGGACAAUAAGCAAGAAUUACUGCAGAAAGUAUUGAGCGAUUUAUACCAUGUAUUUAGAUAUGAAAAUUGUCAUAGAAUGGAUCAAGCACUAUGUACUGUCUUGGAAGCAAUGGAAAAGCAUCCAGCUCAAAAGUAUAUACAGAUAUCGGGAAGCGCCACGUUAUUUUACAUAGUAAAAAUGAAGGAAAAGGGUGAAUUAGUAGCGCGAAUGAAGAGAAGAAUUAUCAGUACUCUCCUUGCUGGUAUGAGUACGCAUAGAGAUGAGGAGACUAUGAUGCGAAACGGUUGUUUGGCAUUGUGUCAAUUCCGCAUACCACAUGAUGUGAUGUCAAAUUAUGAGACUCUUGUAAAGGUGCUUUUACAUUCAGCCAAACACUCGGAGCCAGAAAGUUUUGUUCAAAGAAUCGGUAUAUAUCUUUUAAAUUCUUUGGCUUGUCAAGUGGAAGGUAAAGAGAAAAAAUUACUUGGCAAACUGGGUUGUGUCAAGACUAUGUUGGAAUUAGUGGAAUAUAGGGUAGAGGCAAAUAUAUUCGACGAUGUAUUAGAAGUCGCAUGGUCAACUAUGUGGAACAUGACCGACGAAACGUCUAUAAAUUGCCAACGAUUCUUAGAUGAGGAAGGUAUGGCACUUUUCCUCAAAUGUGUACAGCAAUAUCCACAUAAAGAAGAAUUGUUGAGGAAUAUGAUGGGUUUGCUUGGGAAUGUGGCAGAAGUCGAAUAUCUUCGAAUCCAUCUUAUGCAGGAACGAUACGUAACCGUCUUUGCCAAUCUCUUGUGCUCCAACAGCGAUGGAAUCGAGGUUCCAUACAAUGCUGCUGGUAUACUGGCACACAUGGCAUCUGAUGGUAUUGACUCUUGGACAAUAGAAAAGCCUACUCGUGAAGAGGUUCUUAAAUACAUGGUGCAAGCGAUUGAAAGUUGGGAUUUAAAUGCAGAACGUAAUAUCAAUUAUCGUUCGUUUGGACCAUUAUUACGCCUGCUGGAUGUGUAUCAUACGCCUCCGUGUCAGCAUUGGGCUGCUUGGGCUCUCGCCAAUCUCACCAAAGUAUACUCAUUUAAAUACUGUGCAUUGGUAGUAAAAGAAGGGGGACUGGAGAAAUUGCAUACAGUGAUAGCAGAUUCUAGACCAUACGAACGUAUAAAAGAACUCGCAAACCUGGUGAUUGAAAACUGUUGUCAAUAUGAGAGCCAUUCCGACGACGUAAAUGUUUCUCAUUCUGCCUUAGACGCGGAAUAUAGUUUGGAUGGCUAAAAAAGAUCUUAGUUAAAACUAAGACUAAAAACAUCACAUUGCAUAACUUAUAUCGUCUCUUUAGACAAAACAAAUUAUGAUUAGUAUCAUAACUUGGAUGAAUAGCGGAGGAAUAAUUACAUAGACGAGCCAGAUUAAACAUGAGCGUGUUACACGUAUUAACUUGAUGACAAAUAGGUCUGUUCUUUGUAACUAUAUUGUUAUACUUUCUGUACUUGAAGCAUAAUAUAUAAUUAGAUGAAGAAAAAAAGAGAAAUGAUGAGAAGUACAAAAAGUUCAACUGCAAAGAACAAACCUUUUUUUAUCAACAAAAAAGUGGAGAAGAACGGAUGCUCAAUAUUACAAUUACAAAGGUUGUGUAUGCAUGCGUGUGUGUGCGUAUGUGCGUAUGUGUGUAAUUCGUUUGUGCUCAUGUGCGUGCAUGGAUUUGUAUGGAAAAUGCGAAGUAUUUUGAAGUGACUAUUCAAUUAUCUGCAAAUAUUAUCUUAUACAUUAUUGCUGAUAAUUAAUGGUUGACUAAACCGAGAAUCUUUCAUUCAAUCGAAAUACAUACGGUGCCACAAAUGUCUUGCCAUAAAAUUAUACCAUUUCGAAAAUAUUCAGACAGAUACAUUUCAUGUUUAGAUAUUUGUGCAUCGUGAUUGUCGAUUGUUGAUUAAAAAAAGAAUUAAGAAUUAAAUUUUUAUUGAUUUAAAAACGGACUGAAUAUGAGCUUAUUUAUUUUUAAGGCUAGUUUUAUCAUCUCUUAUUAGCUCGAUUAGCUGAUUAAAUUUAACAAUAGUCAAUUAAAAAACUUAAAACUGAUUUAUCUCUAAUCUAAUUUUUUGCUUAUUGUAAUUAAAAAAAUUAAUUUAAAGUUUUAUACUUCACAUAAAUUAUAAUUAUUAUUAUAAUUUGUAGAAAUUGUAAAAUAAGUAAAAUAAAAUAAUACAAUAAAUUUAAAACUUUGCAAUUGGCUAUUUUUAAAUUGAGCCGAUCUAGCUAAUCGGAGAUAGUGAGACCAGUCUUUAUCUUGCGUAUCUACUCAUCAUGUUUGUAAAACACAAAUGCUAAACUUGAAUAGAAUUUUCAAUGAUGCAUUUGUCACUCUGUGUGUAUGUGUGUACAUACAUGAUACGCUUUUAGUAUGCAGAGUGUUUGAAAACAGGUGCAGAAAAAUUUAAGGAAUGAUUCUAAGAGAUAAAAUAAGACGAAAAUUGUAACAAAAUAAUUAUGUCUAAAAAUUCAUAUACUUCAGGCACUUUUACGUGAAUAUUUCAAUUUUCGCGUGAACAUUUAGAAUUAAGAAAUGAAGCAAUUCUAUUAUUCUUGAUUUUCAUCUUAUUUUAUUUUGGAAUUACUCUUUGAAUUUUCUUCCACUGGUCGCUAAACAUUCUGUAUAGUUGAACCUCCGUAUUCUGAAUACUUCUGUUCAUAUUCAGAAUGUUUUUAAUUAGUGAAAUUGCGAACGUAUACAGAUACGAUAAAAAGACUAAGGGGAAGAGGGAGGAGUAGCAAGUUUGUUCUAAUCGAUUAAAAGUAAGGAGGUUUGACUAUAAAAAAGCGAAAAUGAGUAAUCACAGCUAAGGCUUGUACACUUAUUAUACUUGUCUGUAACUAAUCUAUUGACUUUCGUACGAUACAUGGUUGUUUGUUUCGGUCUUUCUUUUCUCUUCUCUUUUCCUUGUAGAUAAUAUGCAGCGUAGAUAAUUCGUCUCCAUUAUACUAGAAUUUUUCCAAUACACAAGGACGUGACAGGCUUAGAAGAAUUUUGCGUGUAAAUAGGAUUACGGAAGAACAGUACAUUAGAUUUAAAUGUUUUGUAUGUUAUCGUUAAUUACUAUUAAAAUUCCCUGAGAAAAAGCAAUUUUAUCGAUGAAGUCCCAAUUACGCGAUCAACGAAUUUCCAGAUUUGUCUCUUCAUUUUUUUGUUCGACAGCAAGAAUGCGUGAAGAAAUAAUUACAGCGAUUGUUACCAGUGUCAACGUAAUAUGUGACGAUGUAAUCACAUAUAAUGCAUCAGUGCAUACUCGGUUUGUUCGAUGUAUAAUAUAAUAUUAUCUAAAAUCCUAAUAA
Solenopsis invicta (red fire ant) is the source of this 5103-nucleotide messenger RNA. Its product is annotated as protein zer-1 homolog. The record is from RefSeq and is a predicted model, not a curated record. Lineage: Eukaryota; Metazoa; Arthropoda; Insecta; Hymenoptera; Formicidae. The transcript is spliced from 9 exons. Gene Ontology annotation, cellular component: Cul2-RING ubiquitin ligase complex. Bases 700 to 3048 code for a protein of 782 amino acids.